AUGGACCUAUCCACAAAUCCAUUCAAUUUAAUAAAUAAACUGAUUCGUUUAUAUUGUAUCGAGGACAGGAUUUUCAACGGGUUCUUGUACACUGUAGACCCAAAGACAGGAAACUACGUGUUAUUUUCACAAAUAAAUGGAAAAUACCAACCAACGAUUGUCCGCUAUGAAGCAGUCGAGAGGUUAGAAACGCUUGAUGGUGAAAUGCCUCCAGAGCUACAAAACAUUUUUGAUUCUUUCACAUCAGUUGAUGAAUUCUCAUUGAAUAUUGAUGAAGAAAUUCGAACGAAAUCUCCAGUAGUGAAUACAUUAACGUCAGAUGAAUUAAAUUGUCGACGUGAAAAAAUCAUUAAAUUGUUUUCUUCAAAUCAUCUAAAUGAAGUAGUUUUAAAUGAUCGAAAUGAAUUAGUUAUUCAUAAUGUGGUAUUUAUUAAACCACCAUACAAUGUUGAUUGUUGUUCUGGUAAAAAUAUGAUUAUAUUGGAUCGUGUAAAAAACUUAAUCAGUAAAUUAGAAGAGGAUGAAAAUAAUGAAGUUGGAUGA
Messenger RNA from Schistosoma turkestanicum, 543 nucleotides. The record is from the annotation of a GenBank genome assembly. NCBI's taxonomy places the organism in Eukaryota, Metazoa, Platyhelminthes, Trematoda, Strigeidida, Schistosomatidae.